Messenger RNA from Aaosphaeria arxii CBS 175.79, 885 nucleotides. RefSeq names its product DUF1917-domain-containing protein. The record is from RefSeq and is a predicted model, not a curated record. Lineage: Eukaryota; Fungi; Ascomycota; Dothideomycetes; Pleosporales. The transcript is spliced from 3 exons. The coding region runs from base 1 to 885 and encodes 294 amino acids.
AUGGAGUCGGAGGGUAUGGUCUCUGGAGAAGGCUGGAUUUCCGACGAUUCGAGUUUCUAUGGGGAUGAAGAAGAACAAGAUCGUUGGACAUCGCUGUGCAACGGUCAUACGACCAUGAAUACCGCUGCCCAUGAUCUGAAUAUAAUCCUCGCCCGGGCUAGAGCUAAGCCGGCGCCUGAUCUACACAACAUCUACGAAGGGCGCAUGGAUUCGUGGCAGUUGCAUGAAUCAAUAGACGACUUCCUGGAACGGCUACCGCCCGGACAAACAACUGUUUCCAUCUGCCCAUGGAUAUGGGUUGCAAAUCCACAUCCAAGUGGGCGUGACAGGAGCGGCCGAAGCCACGCGCAAGAUCAACUGGUGCCUCGUGGAAAGCUGUUCUUACAGCAGGCCUUGCAAGAAAGAGACGACAUUAUCAGUGAGAAUUCCCGUUCUGCCAAAGGAACCGUCACACGCUUGCUGGAUCAGAACGGCGCACACUUGAAGCAGAAGAUUACAGACCUAGCCAUAGAUACGAAUGUUUUGUCAGGCAAGUGGAUGCUGUUUCGAAAUGCUAAAAGUCUUGAGAGUACCUGGCGAAAAGUUGCGGAAGCAACCAUCAACAAUAGACUUGGAACUGCGGCAAAGGUUGCUACAGACGAUGGCAAAGGUGGAGAUCGGCUGAUCUGUGUGUACACCAAAGACUUCCGCGACGCUGGUGAUAUCCUCCGGGUGGUCAAAGAGAUAGCCGCGCUGGGGUUGCUCGACGGCGGACGAGGUAUAUUUUACAAAUCAGACGCGUACACGUAUCUCGACAUCUAUGGCAGCAAUGCACCAGCAUACGGACUCCAGGCCAGUCUCUUCUCGAGCAAAAAGUUGCUCUCAUCGGCAAACUACAACAAUUAA